This is a messenger RNA of Neolamprologus brichardi, 618 nucleotides long. RefSeq names its product Fc epsilon receptor IgFc epsilon receptor Ig (gene fcer1g). Gene Ontology annotation, cellular component: Fc-epsilon receptor I complex. NCBI's taxonomy places the organism in Eukaryota, Metazoa, Chordata, Actinopteri, Cichliformes, Cichlidae. The record is from RefSeq and is a predicted model, not a curated record. Gene Ontology annotation, molecular function: IgE receptor activity. Gene Ontology annotation, biological process: cell surface receptor signaling pathway.
GCUCAGACCACAACUUCCCCUCUGAGCUGUAAAGCUGGGUAUGCAGUAGUCGAAGUCUUUAGCGGAAAAAAAAAAACGCACCAAGCAGUCGUGUUUGCUCGCUGUUCAAGGAGCUGAUUAUCCGUGUCGAGCCUGUGUUAUCAUGGCUGGGUGGUGCAGGAACCAAAUGCUGGUGGCCAUUCCUCUGUGGAUGUGUUUUGGGAGAGCCGCGGCUCUUGCUGAGCCUCAGAUCUGUUAUAUCCUGGAUGGCAUCCUGUUUCUGUACGGCAUCAUCCUGACAGCUCUCUACUGCAAAGUCAAGAUCUCCAAUGCUAAAGAGGCCGCUGGGAAAGGAAAGCCGAAGGGGAAUGUUGAAGAGGGCAUAUAUACGGGUCUCACUCCUCAUGCAACGGACACAUAUGAAACAAUCGGCAUGAAGAAGUGAUGUGACGAAUGACUUCUUUCUCUCUUUGUAAUUAAAUGUUGCACAUCAUACUCAGCUUAGAUCUUCAAGAAUGUAUCAGAUUUUGUACAUCACGGGUUAUUUCCCUUUUGCUUUUAGAGAUUCUAGAGGAAGUUUGGAAGGAGUCACAAACAGGGAAGUUGAGGCCAGAAAGGGGAGAUUGCGAGAAAUGCUUU